This is a messenger RNA of Trypanosoma brucei brucei TREU927, 831 nucleotides long. RefSeq lists its product as hypothetical. The transcript has a single exon. Bases 1 to 831 code for a protein of 276 amino acids. The record is from RefSeq and is a predicted model, not a curated record. NCBI's taxonomy places the organism in Eukaryota, Euglenozoa, Kinetoplastea, Trypanosomatida, Trypanosomatidae.
AUGGAGUCGUCUGUUGCUUCACUGAUGGAGCAUCUCAAUGCUGUCGAAACUCGCCGGCGUGUGGUGAUGAUGAAACGGAAGGAAGCCGAAACACGACUGUCGUUUGUCACAGAGGAGCACCAACAGCUGGAACAGCAGCGGGUGUUGAGUGAGGCACGUGAGGUUGAACUGAAAAAGGAACUCGAUCAUCUAUUGGAAGAGCAGCGUCAAGCUCAGUUGCAACUAAUGUCUGGUGCGGACACUAUUCGUCAAAGUGAGGUGGAAGAGACUUUGCUUACUGAGCAUGUACAGAAACAGGUGAGUAAAUCGGAAACCCUAGUUGCCGAGUGGGUGUGCCACUUGCAGGAGUUAGAUAACUUACAAAAAUUGUGGGAGAGCGAUAAUGCCGCAACUUCCCUUCAGAUACGCAUUAAUGCUCUUAAGGAGGAUAUCGUAAAACUUCACAGCGAGAAAGAGAGACUCGAGAAGGAUGUUAAGAAAGCCCUCGAAGCCAGCAUGAUCCGGGGUGCAGGGGCGCUGAACCCCGCCGUUGUGGUCCCCGGGCCACCAACAGAAAGAUGCGAGGAGGAGGAGGAAUACGCUGCCGCAGUUGCGCAACUAAGAGAGCAACUUGAAUUGGAGCAACGCGAUUUGGAGGAACUGGGGGCACAAAACGCCCGCCAAAUAGCCGUUCUCGACCGUGAGGUAGCAGAUCUUGUGGGACGUUCCACUGAGUUGGAGCAGUGGCUGACUGAUACCAUCGGUGCAAGGGAUCAAACACUUUCCAGCAUUGAGUUAUUGCCAACGUGUCUCAAGAACAAACUGUGUGUGUCGUGUAGCAGCAAUUCUUGA